Medioppia subpectinata is the source of this 2120-nucleotide messenger RNA. Lineage: Eukaryota; Metazoa; Arthropoda; Arachnida; Sarcoptiformes; Oppiidae. The record is from the annotation of a GenBank genome assembly.
UCUGUGGUCUCCGCGUCUUCAGAACCCGACACAAUCAAAAUGUCCACAAAUAUUGAGUCCAACUCUUUGUCCAAACGAAGACAUAUUAUUGGCAUUGAAUCCAAAGUCAUCGGAAAGAAGAAGACUUUAAUCAGACUUUUAGAAAAUGGAGGCACUGUUGAGGAAGAGGUCAUUAAUAACAAUAAUUGCUGUAUUAGUGACGAAGAUUUGCUACGUUUGGGUGAUAUUGGACUUCAGAUUCAUAAACAUUACGGAAACGCAAGAGAUAUAGAAUGGGGUCUAAAAGGGGGCCAAAUAUUUAUGCUUCAGUCGAGACCCGUAACUAAUUUAGACAAUUCUUACACCGAUUACGAGGUUAUGCAUGAAAUGGAUAGCCCACAUCAAACAGAGUUUGAGAUCUACUCUCGAGCCCAUUGGGGUGAGAACUUUCCCGGCUCAUCAUCAUGGUUGGUCUUCACGUGGACUUUUGCCAACAAAAGCGGAUUUUUUCGCUUUGGUAUGGAAGACGGGAAAGUGACUGAAGACGACUACAAUCCUUACACUCUAGGAAUGGGUGUUCAAUACAAUCAACUGAUGUUCAACAUGACUAACGGAGGCUUUGAUCUAUUCAGUCAAUACCCCGAAUCAGAUCAGGCGAGACAAAUGGUGUUAGCCUUCUUCGGCCAUCAGAUCGAAGACAAGGAUGUGUUGGAUUCGUUCAAAGAGCUGAAACAAGAAGUCAAAAGUCAAUCGUUUUACUUCAAAGUGAGAGGUUUUUUCAAAAUGUUUCAUAUGUUGGUCUUCGGGCCCUCAGAACUGAUCCGAACAAAGAAGGAAUACAUCGAUGAUAUGAAAUACGAUUUGGUAGAGCGGCUGAAGGAGUUUCCCGACGCCAAGCGGAUUAUGACCGGCAUUAUUGCCAAUUACGAGAUAAUAGCGAACGUUCAGUUCAAGAAUCACGGCCCGGCGUCCAUUGGCUCCACCAUUAAGCACCUGCUUCUCCACAAUGCACUUCAGGGGGCGAAGAAAAAUAAUUCAGAAUUGGAGUCGGAUUUCAAUUUAUUGAUCUCAUCGUGUAAUGAAGUGAUCAGCGCUGAAGUGCCUAACAGUUUGCGUGAAAUCGCAAAGUCUAUUGAAGAUAAGCAAUGGUUCCGACAAUUGAGUGAUGAGAAGGCGUUGACGACUCUUAUGGAGGGCACGGAUGAGAGCUCCCGAAGGUUUAAAGCGUUUCUGGAGAAACACGGCCACAGAGGCUACCGAGAGUUUGAUCCCAUGCAUCUGCCCUGGGGUGACAAUCCUAUACCUGUGAUCAAAAAUAUUAAGGCAAUACUAUCGGGCAGUGAAUCACAAUUGGUGCCAAAAAUUGCCAAAUCCGUGGACCAAGUGAUGGAUGAGCUGAAGACUCCGCUGACGUUUAGUCGAAAAUUAUUGAUCAAAAAACUAUUGCUUCCGUGGAGUAGGAAUGGCGUCGGAUAUCGAGNCGGAUAUCGAGAGCUGUCCAAGUAUUUCAUGAUUUGGAUGAAUAACAAACAGAGACAGGGAUUCCGUUAUUUGGCGAAACAGAUGGUUAGGGAAGGACUCAUCCCAACCGUCGACACAUUCUUCUAUCUGACGGCCGAAGAAAUGGAGAGUUUGUCGAAUGGGAGCAGAGAUCCGAUGAUAUUCUCGAAAGUGAGACAACGGCGAAGACUUUAUCCAAAAAUGGAUAAAUACAAGUUCGAAGAGUUCACUAAAGGACCCGAAAUGAAACCCAGAAAUUUUGAGGACCGCAUUAUUCCUCCAGUUUUGAGCUCAGGUAUGGUUCAGAUGAAGGGAACGCCUGUUAGUAAUGGAUCUGUAAAAGCGAGAGUUUGUGUGUCUGAAGAUAUAACAGAAGCUGACAAUAUUCAGCCGGGAGAUAUCCUGAUCACGUACUCGACGGACAUCGGUUGGAGUCCAUACUUCCCAUUACUUUCGGGUAUAAUCACAGAAAUCGGUGGAACGAUAUCUCACGGGGCAGUCAUUGCCCGCGAAUACGGGAUCCCGAGUCUGAUAGCAGUGGAGGGCGCGUGUCGUGCCUUCAGGACCGGCGAUAUCUGUCUAUUGGACACUAAGACACAGACCAUCACUAAAGUCGAGUAAACCUAAUACCAAAUAAUAGG